AUGGCCAAACAAUCUAAACUCCCUCCAAAGGAGAAACCUCAAGGUCGAGAUCAUAUCUUCAAUGUCGACAGGAAUGCCCCUUUAUCAACCAGCAAGCUCGUUGGCUUUAUCGUCGGCCGACUUGCCGACAUUCCGUUGCAGUACUAUAUACUGACGUACUACAGCGGAUCCUUCUGGAAGCUCGUGGGAUUGCCAGUUCGCCACCCUAGUGCCAUUACUGGCGUCUUGUCGCCUCGCCAGACUAUGCUUCUUGCGUUUAGUGCUGUUGCUGCUCUGAGACACGCGUACUGGGCUAUUUCGUUUUCGUUCUGUGAUAUCCCCGUGCCUGCUAUAGUUUUCUUCAAUGCGCUGUUCAGCACUGUGAAUUCCUUGUUGCUGGCUCGUGAUUCUUCUUGGGACCUCUCUUACUUGGACUAUGCUGCUAUUGGGUUGUUUACAGUUGGAUCCUUGAUUGAAACUGUAUCUGAGUAUCAACGAAAUGCUUUCAAGAAGAACCCUGCCAACAAAGGCAAAAUCUAUACCGAUGGAUUGUUUGGUUUGGCUCGUCACAUCAACUAUGGUGGAUACGUUAUCUGGCGCGGAGGAUACGCUCUAGGAUCUGGUAGCGCAUUUGCUCUCGUCCAACCUGUCUUCCAGCUUUACGAUUUCUAUUCUCGUGCUGUGCCUGAGCUCGACCAACACAUGUCUGCAAAGUACGAUGAUCAAUGGAAGACGUACAAGAAGAAGACUCCGUUCGUUCUCAUCCCGGCUGUUUUGUAA
Messenger RNA from Synchytrium microbalum, 759 nucleotides. RefSeq lists its product as uncharacterized. Gene Ontology annotation, biological process: lipid metabolic process. Gene Ontology annotation, cellular component: membrane. Gene Ontology annotation, molecular function: oxidoreductase activity, acting on the CH-CH group of donors. The transcript has 6 exons. The record is from RefSeq and is a predicted model, not a curated record. Bases 1 to 759 code for a protein of 252 amino acids. NCBI's taxonomy places the organism in Eukaryota, Fungi, Chytridiomycota, Chytridiomycetes, Synchytriales, Synchytriaceae.